UCAGAGGCGGAAGUGGGGCGGCGGAAGUGGGGUACCGGAAGCGGCGUUGCCAUGGACCCCGCGGAGGACUGGCUGGUGGAAUCCUUGCGCUUGUACCAAGAUUUCCAUGCAUUCGAUCUUUCGGGAGCCACUCGAGUCCUUGAAUGGAUUGGUGACAAAGGAGUCUUUGUUGCUGGCUAUGAAAGCCUGAAAAAAAAUGAGAUUCUUCAUCUGAUACUACCUCUCAGACUUUCUGUAAAAGAAAACCAGGGCUUAUGCCCAGAAAGAGAUUUCAAGGUGUGCCACGGAGGAUUUUCAGACAUGCCUGUCUUUGAUCUGAAGCACGUGCCAGACACCAGGUUGCUGGUAACCACUGGUCUUCCGGGUUCUUACCUGCAUGUGUGGCAGGUCACAGAGGACAGUGAUGUCAUUCAGGCCGUCAGCACCAUUGCUGUACAGGAGAAGGAGGGCAGUCUCUGGCCCAGGGUGGCUAUCUUCUCUUCGAUGGCACCCGGAGUCCUCCACGGGGUGAGGCUCAGCAGUCUGAAGGUUAUGGAUCUGGAAUCCCAGAAGACCACAUACACCUCAGGGGUCAGUGACAGUGAGGAGCUAAGUAGCCUGCAGGUCCUGGAUGCAGACACCUUUGCCUUCUGCUGCUCCUCAGGCCGGCUGGGGCUUGUCGACAUCCGCCAGAAGUGGGCGCCAUCAGAGAAUGUCAGCCCCAGCCCUGGGGCUGCUGGAGGGAGGUGGUGUGCUGAAGUUGGGGGCCGGGGCCCUGGGCCCAGCAUUGCCAGCCUUGGCUCAGACGGGCAGCUCUGUCUUCUUGAUCCCCGGAAUCUCUGCCAUCCUGUGAGUUCCGUCCAGUGCUCAGUGUCUGCACCCAGCCCCGACCCAGAGCUGCUGCGAGUGACCUGGGCGCCAGGCCUGGACAGCUGCUUGGCCAUUUCAGGUUUUGAUGGGACAGUCCAGGUCUAUGAUGCCACAUCUUGGGAUGGAGUGGGGAACCAAGUAGAACCUGUCUUUACUCACAGAGGUCACAUCUUCCUGGAGGGCAGCCAGAUAGACACUGCUCCACUGGUCACUACCCACACCUGGCACCCCCACAAACCACGGACUCUCCUAUCGGCAGCAAGCGACGCCUCUCUGCACGUGUGGGACUGGGUGGACCUCCAUGCGGCCUGCUGACUCCAGCGGCUUCCUGCCCAGGCCUCGACGAAGAGGAGGAGCUGCUGUAGAACCAGGUAUCAACUUAGGCCCCUGUUACCAGCCAAGUGGCCUUGGGCAAGUCAGCCAGCUUCUGCCCCCAGGUUCUUUAUUUGUAAAAUGAGCAUAGUAAGAGCUACCUCUCAGGGCUGUUGGGAAAGUUAGAAGGGAUGGAUUAAAAAACAGGAUGCGUAGCACAAUAAAUAUUUGGUAGCCCCUGUUAGACCCGGGAGCCCCGUCUCCCCCCAAGUGUAGAAUGACAGUGUUUUAUUCCUGUCUGUAUUCACAAUAUCAGAGUGAAAAAAACAACAACAAAUGUUGUAAAGGCGUUUUGUGAACUUUUUUACAGAACUCGAAAUGUACAAGGGCCAGUAAACAUGAAAAAAGUCGACCCCAGUAGCAGUGAAGGAAAUAACAAUUAAAACAAGAUUAUGCCCUUUUCUUAUCUACCAAGUUGCCAAAUUUAAAACAUUAAUGCUUUGGACAGCUGAUGACGGUGGCCUGAUGACCCAGUUCAGGAGGCACAAAAGUAGCAGUAUGGUUCCUGCCCCUGGCGGUACAUGGGCUGGACCGGUGUCCAGUCGAACCAUAAUUUGUACAUCCAGUCUCCUUUUAAAUGGCACUGAAAAUGUUCUAAUCUUUUGCUCUUACAAGUAGUGUGAACGUUUGUAUCCAUGAACAAAAGCCUGUAGGAUAAAUUUCUAAAAUUAAAAUUGCUAAGGCAGAGGAUCCAUGCAUUUUUAGGUUCUAUAAAUACAGCCAGUGAGCCUUCCCCGGAGACUGUGCCCUUUGUGAUGGCAGCAGGGAUGGGUCUGCCUGUCUUUCUUUCCUCACCAGCCAAGUCUCCCUAGUGGCUUUUUGGCCUUUGCCAGUCUGAUAAGUGAAAAAUCAUGACUUGUAGUUUUCUACUUGUAGUUUUUUACUUCUUGGAUAUGUGAAAUUGAGACUCCUCAUGUAUUUAAACAUUUGGGGGCAAAUAUUCCUCAAGACGAGAAUCGCUGGGGUGGGGAGAUAGGCGUUCUCACCCGCUCCACCUGCCGCAGAGAUUAGACGGCCCCCCUCUCGGGUGGUUCGUACUGGGACACAACACCUGCGCCAGGGUGGUGCUUUCCCACACCUGCCCCUGCCCUCCCAGGGGAGUAGACCCAACGGACAUCUCUUUGGUGGCCCAUAGCAGAUAUUAAAGUGUACCUGCAUUCCUGUUACAUAGAACUUCUCACUGGCACACUUGUUAAGGAAUUUUCAGCAAGUUUGCUUUUGAAAUUAUUUGAUGACUUGUCAGUUUGGGCUCUGAGUUCUUAAAAAAUAAUUUUAUUGAGAUAUAAUCCACAUACCAUACAACUCACCCAUUGGAAGUGUAUGAUUUGGUGGUUUGGGUAUGUUAUUAAUUUUUAAGGAUUGUGGCUAAAAUAUAUGUAACAAUUUGCCAGUCUUUUUCAUUUUCAAAUGUACAAUUCCGUAGAAUUAAGUGCAUUCACAAUGUUGCACAAUCAUCACCACUUCUAGUUCCAAAACUUUUUUGUCCCCCAAACAAGCUCUGUGACCACCAUGGGCUCUGGCUUGCUGGCCGUCAGUGGGCACACUUGUAUCCAUCAGCUCGGGCCGCCCUAACAGAACACCACAGACUAAGGGCUCACACAGCAGAAACUUCGCUGCUCACAGUCCUGGAGGCUGGAAGUCCAAGAGCCAGGUGCCAGCACGUUUCUUCGGAAGCCUCUUCAGGUGGCUUGUAGGGGCCCAUCUCUGUGUGCUCACGGCCACUCUGCAUCCCUGCAGAGAGCGCUCUGGUCUCUGUUCCUCUUACAAGGACACCAGUCCUUUCGGAUUAGUGCCCCACCCUCAUGACCUCAUUUAACCUUACUUACUUCUUAAAGGCCUUAUCUCCAAAUACUGUCACGUGGGGGGUUAGGGUUUCAACAUAAGAAUUUGGGGCGGGGGCACAAGUCAAUUCAUAGCACUUAGGAAGUUAGAAAAACCUGAGAUUUUCAAAUGAAAUGUUUUUUUUUAUUUAACAGUGAAGUUGAGGGAGUGUUAUAUAUUGGAGAAGUUUAAUUUAAAAUAAUUCAGUUUCAAGAUGUGAUCAUUUUUACCAUUUUUCUAAAGUCUUCUUUCUAUCCUUUCCCCCCACCCCCCACUCCCCUGUGAGAGCUGAUCCUGUAGAGCUCUUCUCAGCUGGUAGUGACAUCACACUGACUGCUGAAAUCGGCCAUGAUGGAAAUACUUACCCACAGAAAUUGGCAAAUACUACAGCAUACCGCUGGCUAAGCUCUAUUAUUUCACCAAAUAAAAGCAGAAAUGAGUCAUUUAGAAAAUAGUAGAAUUGAUGCAUGAAUUCAAAAGCUGCUGAAAAAUAGUGAUAAAAUGCCUAUCAGUCAGUCAAGGCCCAGCUAGAAAGACUGAAUCCACACUGAGUAAUUCAGCUACAGGAAUUCGGUUAUGAGGCAUCUGAAUGAGGAUGCAGGGGAAGGUGGGGCCCAUGAGAGAAGAGCAAAGCAGGAAGUUAGCCAGAGGGACAAAGGGGUGGGGUAUGGGUGUGACCAGAGGUGAACACUGGGGCCUCCCAGUGGGAAGGGGAGCAUGGCAAUCCUGCUGGCUGGGGCUGGGACCUUGGAGCCGGAGCUGGGACUGCAGAGGAGACAGCCGAAGACUGCAGAAAGUACAGAGACGGGGAGGUCCCCUGGUUCCUCUCCCUCGGCCCUCCCAUAGCCUGCCUGCGCCAUGGACCAGCUGUGACGGGAGCUCGCCAGCAGGGUAGCCUGCACCUGCAGUACAGAGCAGGGGGGAUGGAACCGGAUGGGUCUGAGGACAGACAGAUGACUGGCACCACAUCUAAACCUCUACGAAUUAAGCAAGAGAAAGGA
Leptonychotes weddellii (Weddell seal) is the source of this 4043-nucleotide messenger RNA. RefSeq names its product WD repeat domain 73 (gene WDR73). Gene Ontology annotation, molecular function: protein binding. NCBI's taxonomy places the organism in Eukaryota, Metazoa, Chordata, Mammalia, Carnivora, Phocidae. Gene Ontology annotation, cellular component: spindle pole; cytosol. Gene Ontology annotation, biological process: cytoplasmic microtubule organization. The record is from RefSeq and is a predicted model, not a curated record.